This is a messenger RNA of Menidia menidia (Atlantic silverside), 685 nucleotides long. The record is from the annotation of a GenBank genome assembly. Lineage: Eukaryota; Metazoa; Chordata; Actinopteri; Atheriniformes; Atherinopsidae.
CGCUCUGCCUCAUUCGAGCACGCGGCCAUUCACAGUUUUAAGGUCCCUCCGGUGACUCUGAAUGACGAGCAGGUGUGCUCUCCCGUCGCCUCGCGGACGCGUUUUUUGGGCUCAAGGAGCGUCUCAUUAGCGAGUUGAACUCCGACUAGAGUUCGUCGAACGAUGCUGUUGAAGUUGGAAAGUAAUGAGCGAGGAUGCUGAAGCUGCCGGGAAGCCCGCUUUGUUCGGAGGAGCGCCAGGCUUUUGUGCCGCUGUCAUCCCGCAGCUCGUGCCCUGCUGCUUUGUCUUCACUUGGCCCUCCGAUACGGACCGGGUCUGCGCCCCCUACGCCCACCCCGGGGGACCCCACUUCCCCCGGGCGCCGCCCCCCCCCGGGGGGGGGCACCACGCCGCCCCGCUGGGCGGGGCCUCCUGCGACGUGGUCUGCGUGUACGACCGGCCGCGGCCCGGCGAGAGGGUCACCCUCAUCGUGGACAGCACGCGCUUCGUGGUGGAUCCCGCCCUCUUCACCGCUCAGCCCAACCCCAUGCUGGGCAGGGAUCUGUCGGCUUCGUCCAUGAUGUUCGGUUCUGGGCGGGACAACAACUUCACCCGGCCCAAUGAAAAAGGCGAGUUUGAGGUGGCAGACGGCAUCAGCUCCACUGUCUUCAGAGCCAUCCUGGAGUUUCCCCUCAAGCUGGUGUGA